UGAAUAAUCUGUAAAAUCUGAAGUUAAACGUGUUUUCUCUCUGGAUUGUCUCCAUAUGUAAAGCAUGGGCACCUCUGAGCCCAGGUUCUGUCUGUUGAGGUUCUGGAGCAGCUUUCAAACAGCAACUACAGAAAGUUGUUUUUCAAAAUGUCACUGAAUUAAUUUAAAAUCUGCCUUGAAGUGUUUGUGAGUAACAGCUGAGGAGUUUCCCAGAUUCACAGAAAUGCGAAGGAAAGCUGCAGCUACCAGAAUGGCACAGAGGAGACCAGCUCCAAUCACCGACCAGUUCAGAGAAAACGCAGCUCUGAAGCCGGUAAAACCCCCAGAAACACCUGUUCAGCCUCAGACAGGUAGAGGCCUCGGGAAGGCUGGAGCCAAGCGACUGGGCCGGCUGCUCAAACGGGCCAUCAGGGGUCCGGAGGAGGCGACCGGGAAGAAGAGAGUCGCUCUGCCAAAGACUCCUGUUCGCCUCCUGAAGCAUCAGAUCCAGACGGAGGCCGAGGCCCAGACGUCCUCGUCGUCUCUCCACGUCUCCCAGCUCAUCCUCAACGUGGUGUCUCAGUGCAAACACCAGGGAGGGAUCUCGAUGGCCGAGCUGAAGCAGACGCUGGCCGCUGGAGGCUACGACGUCUCCAAGAACGGCAGGAGGCUGAACGUGGAGACCAAGAGGCUGGUGAACAACGAGACGCUUGUCCGGACCACGAGAAACACCACAUUCAGACUCAACAACAAGACGCUGACAGACACGAUGCGAAUCAGGACGAUCCCCGCCAAGCCACGAGCGGCGAAAGAAAAGCCGAAGCAGCCCCCGGCAGUUCGAAGAUCCCCGAGGGGAGCCGCGAAGACCAAAACUAAAGAGCAAGCAGCCGCCAUGUCACGCAAACCAGCCGCAAAGUCACAAAGAAAACCGCCAACGCCUGCUGGGAAGAAACGCAGACCUGCAACCAACACAAGAGGACGAGUUCAGAAGGUGGCGAAGAAGACCGGAAGAACCAGGACGCAAGAACAGGUCCAACGACGGAGAAGACAACCAGCAAGACGCUGAGACGCCGACAGAAGGGCUCGGCGCUGAUGUCGAACAGCAAUAAACCUUCAGAGCAAACCUCAAACUGGAUGGAUGGAGUUUGUACAGAACAAAAAUCACUCAUUGUUUAGUCAAAUAUUUUUAUGUAACUCACACAAUAACCCAAAACUCAGAACUUGAUAAUGGUAUAAAAAAAAAAAAAAA
Messenger RNA from Stegastes partitus (bicolor damselfish), 1228 nucleotides. Its product is annotated as histone H1-like. The coding region runs from base 224 to 1045 and encodes 273 amino acids. The record is from RefSeq and is a predicted model, not a curated record. Gene Ontology annotation, biological process: nucleosome assembly. Lineage: Eukaryota; Metazoa; Chordata; Actinopteri; Pomacentridae. Gene Ontology annotation, molecular function: DNA binding. The transcript has 3 exons. Gene Ontology annotation, cellular component: nucleosome.